GCCGCCCACGGCUUCCAUUUUUGUGGUGGAACACACUACUAGCCCUCGCGAAGAAUACACAUUUGCUGUUCUGAAAUUGUCUUCUAAUGUAAAUAGAGUUGUAAGUAGCGUGUGAGGUAUUGGUUAAACGAAACCUAAUUAUAUCUGGUUAAAGUGAGAUUUCCCCCCGCUGGAGGACACGUUGGAGCUCCAGAGGAAACGAUACGGGCUUUUUAUUCCCCAUUUUAACUUUAGUGAGCGGCGUUUUCCGCCGUUUUUUAUUCCCUCCCCUGAUCCUCUCUUGCGAGAGUCGCGGCCUGUAGUGCAGCCACGAGGCGUGUCAGACCACAGGGAAUCAGGCGAUGGCGGAGUUCGGUAACGGACUGGCAGAGGAGUCUCUGCUGGACUCAGAUCCGGGUCACUCAGAACUUGAAGACCCAGGCGUCGGCGACGAAGAACCGGGAUUAGACGAGGGAGAGGCCGCUAUUGAAGAUCCGGAGCUGGAGGCAAUUAAAGCCCGUGUGAGAGAGAUGGAGGAAGAGGCAGAGAAACUGAAGGAGCUACAGAACGAGGUGGAGAAACAGAUGAACCUCAGUCCUCCACCUGCCGGCCCUGUUAUUAUGUCCAUUGAAGAGAAGAUGGAAGCUGAUGGGAGGUCUAUUUACGUUGGAAAUGUGGAUUAUGGUGCAACCGCAGAAGAGUUGGAGGCGCACUUCCAUGGCUGUGGCUCCGUAAACAGAGUCACCAUCUUGUGUGACAAGUUUACAGGACACCCCAAAGGGUUUGCAUAUAUAGAGUUUGCAGACAAGGAGUCUGUCAGGACAGCCAUGGCACUGGACGAGUCCUUAUUCAGAGGAAGACAGAUUAAGGUUGGGGCCAAGAGAACGAAUCGUCCUGGUAUUAGCACCACAGACCGCGGUUUCCCCCGGGCCCGAUUCCGCUCACGGGGAGGAAGCUUCUCAUCACGAGCGCGCUACUACAGUGGCUACACACCCCCCAGAGGCAGAGGACGGGCCUUUAGGGGCCGAGGGCGAGCAACAUCGUGGUACUCCCCUUACUAAUACAUCCCUACCCCCAUGAACCCCCCUUUACUAUCACCCCAUGUCCCCAUAGAAAAGAAAAAAAGACCCCACUCAAAAAAGGAAGAAAAAAAAGAAGAAAAAAAAAAGACAAAAAAAAGGGAAAAAAAAGAAAGAAAAAAAAAAACAAAAAAAACAGCAUCUACUGGAAAGACAGACUGACUGGCCGCAGUGUGCGAUUGUGUGUGCGCAUGCGUGUGAGGAGAUAUUGCGAUCACCCUGGUAAGGUACAAUAUGGCCGAUGGGGAGAUUUGGUGGCAUUUGUUGUAAUUUGAGAUGAUGAUGUAAUCUCAGGCUGCAGAUGCGUGUCCUUUUUGUCUGGCUGUGACUUUUCUCACCCGACAGCCCUCCUUGUGUUUGCACUCGAAGGCAAACAGAAAAAAAAUGUUAACUUUUUCUUUUUUUUUUACUACUAUUAUUAUUAUUAUUAUUGUAACGUGAAUAUGUGGAAUUCCAAUAGCAAGAAUGUUGUGUUCACAGAGUUGUGCUAUUUGAGAAUCAUAUUCUAUUAUUUGUCUGUGCUCUCUAGAAUUCCCUUUUUCUCCCUCCAGCACUGGUUCUUUCCUGUUCAUCCCUCACUCAGUUAUUCCAACAGUUCAGCAUUGUUUUUAAGUUCUAUUGUUCUUGAAUCAUCUUCCACAUCAUAUGAAGAUUGUACAAUGGCGUGGCGUAAAAGCUGUUUUUUUUUUCUUUCUUUUUUUUCUCUUGUCUCAUGCUGCCAUAUGCCAUUCCAAACCAUUUGUUUCUUGUCCCUGUGCCUCUCCCCCACCCCCCUUCUCUCGCUCUCUCUUUGUAUAUUAGACCACUUCUUGUCGUUUCAGGUUUCAGGACCAGUGGAGGCUGACUACCCCUCCUCCCGUGGCCGCAGCACCCCCUACUGUCUCGGCGGCAUCUCUCUCUCUUUCUGCUCCCGCUAUGCACACUCACCCCAUCCUCUCUGUGUGGGGGGGAGGGGGACAAGG
Xyrauchen texanus (razorback sucker) is the source of this 2020-nucleotide messenger RNA. Its product is annotated as polyadenylate-binding protein 2-B-like. The record is from RefSeq and is a predicted model, not a curated record. Lineage: Eukaryota; Metazoa; Chordata; Actinopteri; Cypriniformes; Catostomidae. The coding region runs from base 342 to 1040 and encodes 232 amino acids. Gene Ontology annotation, molecular function: RNA binding. The transcript is spliced from 7 exons.